Molecule: messenger RNA, 1791 nt
Organism: Paecilomyces variotii
Lineage: Eukaryota; Fungi; Ascomycota; Eurotiomycetes; Eurotiales; Thermoascaceae
Exons: 4
Coding region: 1-1791 (596 amino acids)
Biological process (GO): regulation of DNA-templated transcription
Molecular function (GO): zinc ion binding; DNA-binding transcription factor activity, RNA polymerase II-specific
Source: RefSeq, a predicted model, not a curated record
AUGGGUCAAAUCCCAGCAUAUAGCAACCCUUUAGCUCUCAGCCAGAGAUAUUCCAUGGAAAAUGGUACAAAGCAUUACAUUACCAAAUCUCGUGGCCGGCUGCGAGUAGUUAAGAAUCGAACCCAGCAUUCUUGCACCAACUGCAGGAAACGAAAGGUGAAGUGCGAUAGAGUCCAGCCAUGCUCUGCUUGCUGCCGCCGUGGGGACGGCUUUGAAUGUACUUAUGUCGCCAGUGUCGAGAGUCGCAAGUAUAUGAGACAAGCCGAAAUCAUUGCGACAUUGAAACACAAGAUUGAGGCUCUAGAGAAGGGAGAUCCGGAAGAUCAAACAUCCUGUGAGACGCCAACGGCCGACGAACAAAAUCCUGCUUUGAGGACACUUGAUAAAAUCGCCUUUGGAUCUGCCGAUGAAGUUGCAAAGAUCGUCUCCCAGCUUCGUGGGAAGACCGAUUUGUCAAUAUCCCCCACCGACAACCCAAAUGAUGUGGGACAAGAUGCGGGCCGCAAGAGAAGACGCAGCGACGAUGAAUCCUAUGAUGAUGACCAAGGUCCCUGCGAUCAUAUCAAGUCGCUGGGUUCGGAAACGGGAUCGCUAGGGAGCCAAAUGAAUAGCUCUGAUGAUACAGCCUUAUCAGAAUCAGCUGGCACGUUGGAAGUCUUCCAGGACGUCUUCCUGGACACGUUUCUUUCCCAUUUUGCACCGGACGACAACUGGCGCUGCAAUUCUGACCUGAGUCACCAUGAGAUGCGUUGGUUAUAUAGUGUUGCACGCAGUAUGUCGUCUCUGCCACACUCGAGGCGAGCGCUACACUCCAUUGCCACGGCAUCCUUUGGAAAACUGCAUGGUGAUGCAAGAAUAACAGCCACGGGACACUCCAUUACACCUUGUGGCUGGCUGUAUCACCUUUAUGGUGCUGAGGAACUGUUCCAGCUCAAAGGUCCAGACGAUUUCGCAUUGGGAGUCGAGCAUGAGCUUUUUCUCUGUUUUCGCGAACAUGGAAUAAUCGCUUCCAUGAUAAAAAUGCAGCCCACUUUUCUUUCUGAUCAUAAAUGGAAGACGCUGCCAUGGUCACGAGACGUACCGUCCAAGAAUAUAUUCCACCGCCUGCUGGAUCACGUUGCAGAUAUUGCAGGCAUCUUUGCUCUGUAUUCUCGAAUCGAGGUGCAGGCCUUCUGGGAAUACAUAUCAUUAUCUGAAAUUGAUGGAUUACAGCAGCAGCUAGUUUCUCAGGCAACGGAUGUAGUCGAUCGUCUCCGAGAGUGGAAGGCAGAAUGGGCUGAUAAUUACGCCCAAGGUCAGCCUUAUGAAGUGCCCACUCUGCCGCAAGAUCAACGGCAGUCCUGGGAUACACAGGGUUUCCAGCUGCCGCCAUGCCCUCAUCCUAAAGAGCACAACCACGGACGCUCAGAAACAAGUAUAUAUUACCCCGACUUCAUCCUAGCGCAUAGCAUGACCCUGUACUAUGGGUCUAUGGUAUUACUCUCGAGGAUAGGUCAUGAAUCCUCUCUCAUAUCAGACGAAGAGACGGAAGAUAUCUGCCGUCGAAUUUGUCGAAGCGUCGAAUAUCACAUCUUCUUUGCCCCCGGUGGGCGAGGGGCCACUGCAUUGAUGUUUGCUCUGCGGCAAGCAUACCUUUGGUUUCCUGUCGAUAGACCUGAGAGAGAAUGGUUGGAGGAUCUCUUCGUCUGGAUGCGCGAAAUGGUACCGCUGGCGGUAAAUCAACAUGGGCGCCCGCCAUUCUCAGAGAGAGAUAUGGCGCGAUCACUUGCACUUGGGAGGCCAAGUUUAUAG